Messenger RNA from Gossypium arboreum, 1391 nucleotides. Its product is annotated as aquaporin PIP2-2-like. Gene Ontology annotation, molecular function: water channel activity. NCBI's taxonomy places the organism in Eukaryota, Viridiplantae, Streptophyta, Magnoliopsida, Malvales, Malvaceae. Gene Ontology annotation, cellular component: plasma membrane. Bases 294 to 1151 code for a protein of 285 amino acids. The transcript is spliced from 4 exons. The record is from RefSeq and is a predicted model, not a curated record. Gene Ontology annotation, biological process: transmembrane transport.
UGUUUUUAGUUAAAGAGAAUGUAUAUUCCAACAUGAACAAUAAUAGUUGCCGUGUAUAAAUAAAUGCAUAAUUAAUGAAGCGCUUAUCAUUCAUUUUAAGGAAUAUUGUCCCGAAGUAGUCCAGCAGCAAAGAGCCACCCUUGGUAGGGUCUGGUUUUCUGAAAUGGGGCGGCAAAACAACUACGUUAAAUUGACACCCACUCGACCACCGCACCCAUAUAUACCCUUCUUCCAAGGAUUAUCUUCAAAAACAAAGGCUGUAAUCCAAGCUUCUAUUCAGUUUUGUAAGAGCUAUGGCUAAGGCAAUUGAGGUUGGUGGUGAGUUCCAGGCCAAGGACUACCAUGAUCCUCCACCCGCUCCAUUGGUAGACGCUCAGGAGUUAGCCAAGUGGUCUUUUUACAGGGCUGUCAUAGCUGAGUUCAUUGCCACUCUCUUCUUUCUCUACAUCACUGUCUUGACUGUGAUCGGUUACAAGACCCAGACCGACCUUGCUAAGGGCGGUGAAGAUUGUGGAGGCGUUGGCAUUCUCGGCAUUGCUUGGGCUUUUGGUGGCAUGAUUUUUAUCCUUGUUUACUGCACUGCCGGUAUUUCUGGGGGACACAUCAACCCAGCAGUGACCUUUGGACUUUUCUUGGCUAGGAAGGUGUCGUUAGUUCGAGCCAUAUUUUACAUGGGUGCUCAGUGUUUGGGAGCCAUAUGUGGAUGUGGGCUGGUCAAGGCCUUCCAAAACUCAUACUACAACCAGUAUGGAGGAGGAGCCAACAGCCUGGCUGAAGGAUACAGCACUGGAACUGGUUUGGCGGCUGAAAUCAUCGGCACCUUUGUCCUUGUCUACACUGUUUUCUCUGCAACUGAUCCCAAGAGGAAUGCAAGAGACUCCCAUAUCCCUGUCUUGGCACCACUUCCCAUUGGGUUUGCUGUGUUCAUGGUUCACUUAGCCACUAUUCCCAUCACCGGAACCGGUAUCAACCCAGCUCGUAGUUUGGGGGCUGCUGUUAUCUUCAACCAGGACAAGAUAUGGGAUGACCAUUGGAUAUUCUGGGUAGGACCUUUCAUUGGAGCUGCAAUUGCCGCAAUCUAUCACCAGUUUGUAUUGAGGGCAUCGGGUGCUAAAGCUCUGGGAUCCUUCAGGAGCAGCUCUGCCAUGUAAAAUAUGUUGAAGCAAGAAUUGUGCAGCCAUAAGUUCAAAGUAAAUUAAGGCUGGCAUGCAUGGAUGAAUGAAAUGAAGUUUUCUUCAGACCGUUGAAUUUGUAAAGAAUAAUCAAAGUGUAAUGCUUCUUCUCUAUGUAUCUGGCACUUAUUUUUAACGUGCCUCAAACUUUGCUUUAUCUAAAUGGAGUUCAGUUCCAUUUCCUAAGAAUAUGGAAAAUAGAUUUGAGUUGUCUACAAA